UCUACUAUAUAUAUAUAUAUAUAUCUCCCUCCAUGAUCGAUGAACCCAGCUUAGCUACCUCAUAUCGACCACCAUGAUGGCCGCCACCACGAGCAGUAGCAGCAGCGGCAGCUCGAGCGACCCGUUCGCCGCGCCGGGGUUCCGGUUCUACCCGACGGAGGAGGAGCUGCUCGCCUUCUACCUCCGCCACCGCCUCGCCGGCACCAGGCCCGACGUGGAGCGCGUCAUCCCCGUCGUCGACGUCUACGCCUACCACCCGUCCCAGCUCGCCGCCAUGGCCGGGGAGGCCAGCGUGCGGGACACGGAGCAGUGGUUCUUCUUCUGCCCGCGCGCCGAGCGGGAGCUCCACGGCGGCAGGCCGGCACGCACCACGCCGUCCGGGUACUGGAAGGCCACGGGCUCGCCGUCCUGCGUCAUCUCCUCCGCCACCAACAGGGUCAUCGGGGUCAAGCGCACCAUGGUCUUCUACCACGGCCGCGCCCCCACCGGCACCAAGACCCGCUGGAAGAUGAACGAGUACAAGGCCGUCGCCGACGACCACCACGCCGCCGUGCUCCACCCAAUGGCUCCUCCCGGGCUGAGGAACGAGCUGGGAGUGUGCCGGGUGUACAUCAGCACGGGCACGCUGAGAUCGUUCGACCGCCGGCCACUCGACAACCAAGCGGCCGGGGCCUUCCACCCACAGGCGCCGUCGUCCUCGGCGACGGCGACGGCGAACACGAGCUUCGCCGGUGCACGAGGCGACAACUCCCGCGAGAGCUCUUCGUCGGGGUCGCGGGAGCUCGUCGGCGACGGGCCCGAAGACGACGCCAUCGACUGGAGCUCGCUCAUCAGUAGCGCCGCAGUUGAUGGUGGUGAUGAUUUUGGCCUCAUCGCCGACGGCUUUAAUCCUAGCAUCCUCGGAUCAUGGCCACAACUCUAGUGCUUCAUUGCGCCGCCGCGUAAUAUCAAACAAUCGAGUUCGCGAAUUUUCUUUCCAAACAUUCAAAAAUUGUUUUGCAACUAGUAAGAUUGGAGAGGGUUAGAAAAUGACUUGACUAGUUUAAUUUGCGAGCCAAA
This is a messenger RNA of Oryza brachyantha (malo sina), 1059 nucleotides long. RefSeq names its product NAC domain-containing protein 90-like. Lineage: Eukaryota; Viridiplantae; Streptophyta; Magnoliopsida; Poales; Poaceae. The transcript is spliced from 2 exons. Bases 74 to 922 code for a protein of 282 amino acids. Gene Ontology annotation, molecular function: DNA binding. Gene Ontology annotation, biological process: regulation of DNA-templated transcription. The record is from RefSeq and is a predicted model, not a curated record.